This is a messenger RNA of Miscanthus lutarioriparius, 186 nucleotides long. NCBI's taxonomy places the organism in Eukaryota, Viridiplantae, Streptophyta, Magnoliopsida, Poales, Poaceae. The record is from the annotation of a GenBank genome assembly.
AUGACGCACGACGGGGAAGGAGCUGCAUCCCCUCCUCAACGGUAUGCGGUGGUGGCGCCCCCUCCCCUUGCAGAUCCUGUGGUGUGGUACCUAGCUGGAGGAGAUGAUUUCCUUGCUGUUCUGACAAUUCCCACGUCCAGCCCAAGUGUGAAGUUCCAACGUUGUAGGAACAUGGGGUUACGGUAA